Symbiodinium sp. CCMP2592 is the source of this 330-nucleotide messenger RNA. The record is from the annotation of a GenBank genome assembly. NCBI's taxonomy places the organism in Eukaryota, Dinophyceae, Suessiales, Symbiodiniaceae.
AUGGCUUGGCGAGUGGCCGUGACGGGGACCCGCAAAAGCGGGCCUCAAGCUGGGAAUGCCAUCUUUUCCUACAUUGCGGUUGCCGAUAACAAGACCUUCCGAUCCUGGACAUCUGCCUCCGACUAUGCUCUGAAGAAGGGGCUGGAGGACCCGCCUUACUAUGACAAGUUCUUCUUCGCCGACGGCACUCCCAAGAAGCAGGCUUGCCGGGUGCUUCUUUUCUUUUCGACUGGCAGAGCCCACUCCUACCCGAUUCGGGUUCGUUCGUCGUUCCAAAACUUACUCAUGAGCCCCGAUCGUUUCCAAACUUAUCGCAUGAUCAGACUUUAG